AAAGUUUAAUCCUAUAUUUUUAAUUAUUUUUCUAUCAAUUAUCUAUUUUUCUUAAAAUUAUAAGUUCAUAAUGGCUGAAGGUAAAGCUGACAUUGCCCUUAUCGGCUUAGCUGUUAUGGGUCAAAACCUUAUAUUAAACAUGGAUUCCAAAGGAUUUGUUGUGUGUGCUUACAAUAGGACAGUAGAGAAAGUUGAACAAUUUCUGGCAAAUGAGGCAGCGGGAACAAAAAUUAUUGGAGCUAAGUCCUUAGAAGAUAUGGUUGCAAAACUUAAAAGACCAAGAAAAGUGAUGUUGUUAGUUAAAGCUGGCUUUGCUGUUGAUGAAUUUGUGAAGAAAUUGGUGCCAUUACUUGAAAAAGGAGAUAUCAUCAUUGAUGGAGGAAAUUCACAAUAUACUGAUACUCAGCGAUGGUGCAAGGAAUUGGAAUCUACAGGAAUCUAUUAUAUUGGCAUGGGUGUAAGUGGUGGAGAAGAUGGUGCUCGUUAUGGACCAUCUUUGAUGCCUGGAGGUCACCCAGAGGCCUGGCCACAUGUUAAACCAAUCUUCCAAGCAAUCUGUGCCAAAGUAAACAAUGAGCCAUGCUGUGACUGGGUUGGCAAAAAUGGUGCCGGGCAUUUUGUAAAAAUGGUUCAUAAUGGUAUUGAAUAUGGUGACAUGCAGCUUAUUUGCGAGGCAUACAAUGUCAUGAAAGAUAUUUUAGGUAUUGACCAGAAGGAGAUGGCUGAAGUGUUUGAAGAAUGGAACAAAGGAGAGCUUGACUCAUUCUUAAUAGAAAUCACAAGUGACAUUCUGAAAUUCAAAGACAAUGAUGGUGCAUACUUGUUGCCGAAGAUUCGUGAUACUGCUGGUCAAAAGGGAACAGGAAAAUGGACUGGUAUUAGCGCUUUAGAGUAUGGUGUUCCCGUCACACUAAUUGGGGAAGCGGUCUUUGCUAGAUGCCUCUCUGCAUUGAAAGAUGAACGAGUAAAAGCCAGCAAAGUACUGCCUGGUCCGUCGGGAAAAUUCACUGGCGAUAAGAAGGUAUUCCUCGAACAACUACGUAAGGCACUAUUCGCAAGCAAAAUUAUUUCCUACGCCCAAGGUUUCAUGCUGCUUCGGGAAGCUGAAAAGGCUAAUUCAUGGAGUCUCAAUUACGGAAGCAUUGCAUUGAUGUGGCGUGGAGGCUGCAUCAUUAGGAGUGUGUUCCUUGGGAAUAUCAAGGAUGCGUUCACAAAGAACCCACAGCUCACGAAUCUGCUCCUUGAUCCAUUCUUUAGCGAGCGUAUCAGCAAUAGCCAGCAAUCAUUGCGUGAAGUUGUAGCGCAAGCAUCGCUUAUGGGCGUUCCAACGCCAGCCUUCUCUGCGGCACUCGCGUUCUAUGACGGAUACCGCUCAGACGUCCUACCAGCUAAUUUGUUACAGGCUCAAAGGGAUUACUUUGGAGCUCACACCUAUGAACUUCUGAAGAAGCCGGGAGAAUUCGUUCACACCAAUUGGACCGGGCAUGGUGGAAACGUAUCUGCCUCCACAUAUAAUAAUUAAUUUUAUUUUUAUAUUUUUCAUUGCUGAAUUCCAUUAUUUUCUAUGAUUUUCUACUGUUUUAUAUAUUUUGGAAACAAUUAUAGCCCAAACGCAAACUUUUUGUGACUACUAUAUGUAAAUGGGUCUAUAAUAAGCAUUUCUUUUUUUUUUUAAUUUUUAUUCUUGAAUGAUAAUGGUUUUUAACUGUAUAUUUGAAAUAUUUUAAAUUAUACAUUCCUUAGUUGUAACUUAGGAUAAUAAGUAAAGGUGCUGUGUUUAUAUAAAGCUUCUGACAAAUGUAAAACGAAUAUCUUAACUUGCAUAAUACAGAUUUGAUUGGUUGUUAAACAGAAAAUAUAUGUGUAUAUGUAAUGUUUUAAUAAUAACGUUUUUAGCAAUUGUGUGAUGGGUCCAAAAUAUCUUAUGUAUAAUUAAUAUCUAUAUUGAUAUAAAUUCUGUUUUUUUUUAUAAUAUUGAAAAUAUAUUUUAUGUGAAUAUAUGGGAUUUUUUACAAA
This is a messenger RNA of Pieris napi, 2016 nucleotides long. RefSeq names its product 6-phosphogluconate dehydrogenase, decarboxylating (gene Pgd). Gene Ontology annotation, biological process: pentose-phosphate shunt, oxidative branch; pentose-phosphate shunt. Gene Ontology annotation, molecular function: phosphogluconate dehydrogenase (decarboxylating) activity; NADP binding. Bases 71 to 1522 code for a protein of 483 amino acids. Gene Ontology annotation, cellular component: cytosol. NCBI's taxonomy places the organism in Eukaryota, Metazoa, Arthropoda, Insecta, Lepidoptera, Pieridae. The record is from RefSeq and is a predicted model, not a curated record. The transcript has 12 exons.